This is a messenger RNA of Megachile rotundata (alfalfa leafcutting bee), 6135 nucleotides long. RefSeq lists its product as uncharacterized. Lineage: Eukaryota; Metazoa; Arthropoda; Insecta; Hymenoptera; Megachilidae. Gene Ontology annotation, molecular function: dynein complex binding; transcription factor binding; protein homodimerization activity. The record is from RefSeq and is a predicted model, not a curated record.
AUGGAGCCACACGAUGCAUUGUCACUUUGUCGAUGCGGAUGCAAUACAUUGUCAUCGCAAGAAUCGAUUAAUCCACCGAACGAAGCGUGCUGUUGCUGCAUUUACAAUCCUUUCAGCGACGAUUCCAAGGAAUCAGAGAUAUACGACCUUUCAUUUGCUGUAAGGAAACUCCGCGUAAUGAAGUGUCAAAUGAAGAAGUGGCGAAUGGAACGGCUUCAGCUGGAGAGUGAAAAUAGGUCUCUGAAACAAGCCCUCCAGUCAUUCGGUGUAAAUGAGGAUGAAAUACUGAAGCCUGAUCCGUUACUAAUACAUUCUCGGGAAGAAAUCGAAAGGUUACAAAGUACUAACGCGACGCUCGAAGAUAAAGUCAGAGAUCUGGAAGAAACUCUUGCUGAACGAGAUUGUUGUGACGAUCCAUGUGCGUCGGUUCUUUGCCUUAGAGAGAAGAUGAGAUAUUUGAGGGAGCGGUUCGCUCUUGAAAAAAAAGAAUUGAGGGAUAUGAUAUCACAUUUGAAAUUAAAACUGGCAGAAACCGAAGAGGACGUCAGCUGUCCUGCCAUAUAUCGUUUAAGGGCAAAACUUCGCGCAUUGAUGAAAGGUGGUCUGGAUGUGCCGAAGAACUGCGAUGAUCUGCAAGCUGAAAACGAUCGUCUUUUAGCUGAAAUAGCUGAGUUGAAACGCCAGUUGGCAAAACUUGAUGAAAAGGAAAUAACCGGGCAUACGUCACCGGCGAAAUCGGUCGAAACAACUACUGUGCCGGAAUACAUAGAUGUAUCUGACUUAUUACAAAGGCUCAAAGAUUGUGAAAAUACUGUAGCCGGUUUGACACAACAACUGGCAGAAAAAGACAAUCUCAUUGAUUCAUUGAAUAACGCACUUGAAGGCACGAUCAGUCAACAAGAUUUAUUGGAUCAAAUCGCGGCACUGAAAGCGGAACUUCAAGAAAAAGAUGACAAGAUUCAGGAACUACUAAAUGAACUAAGGCAAGCAGAAAUAAAUUUGCUCGAAUUAAAUAAUUUGAAAUCACAACUGGAGGAACUGAAAUCACAAUUAGAGGACCUAGAAUUAGAGAGGAACCAACUGUUGGAAGAGCUCGCGAAAUUACAAAACGAACUUGCGCACACUAACGCAAUCAAGGAAAGUCUAGAAAAACAGCUAGAAGUUUUAAAGAAUGACAACGAAAAAUUAUUGAAAGAGUUAGAUAAUGCGAACGAACAACUCCUAGCACUAACUAAUCAGUUGGAAGAAGAAAAGGCGGCCAGGAAUGCCUUAGAAGAAAAUUUGAAAAAUUGCCAAUCUGAACUCGAGAGGUUGCAGAAAGAUAAUACGAAUCUGAGGGAUCAGCUGGAGGUUGCAAAAGGAGAAAAUAAUAAACUGCGUGAAGAUGUAGAAGCAGCGAAGAGGUUGGCUGAAGAGAACGAGAGGUUGAAAGCGGAACUGGAGAAGAUGAAGAAAGAGAACGAGGAAUUGAUGAAUUUGAACAAUGUCUUAAAGAGCGAUUACGACAGUAUGAAGCAAGCAUUGAAUAAUCUAGAAGCAGAAAUUAACAGACUGCAGGACGAAUUAAAUAAGGCUGAAGAAGAACGCAAAGCGUUGCUAGACGAGAACAGCAACAUUAAGAAGCAACUUGAAGAAGCAAUAGCGAAGAACGAGAGUCUAAAAGCUGAAUUGGAUAAUGUCGGUGAACAACUCAACAAACUAAAAUUAGAGAAGGAUAAACUGCAAGAGGCUCUCAACGAUAUGAAGCUUGAGAACGAUGCGUUGAAACAAAAUGUACGGAAUUUGCAAAGCGACCUUGAUCAUGCGAGAAAGGAAGCGGAAGACCUACGAGGCGCUGGAGAUGCAUUAAGAGCUGCGGACAAAGACAAAAUGUCCGAGCUUCAAAAGAUCAAAGAUGAAUUGAACAAUUUGACAAGCGAAAAGGAUCGCUUAGCGAAUGAAAACAUGGAUUUGAAGGCCAGAAAUGGGGAGCUCGAGAAAAAACUCAAGGACGCAAUGGAUCAGGUGGAACAAAUGAAAUUGGAGAAUGCCGAUUUACUGACCGAGAUCGAUCGCCUAAAAAAGGAGCUCGACAAAGCUGUGAACGAAGUCGAUCGAUUGAAAUCUGAAAUAGGUUCUUUGAAGGACGCUGUCGACAAGUGUAUGGAGGAAUUGGAGAAAUUGCAAACUGAAAAUCAAGCUGUUAAAACUGAAAUUGAGAAGUGUAAAGCUGAAAGGGACGCUUUACAACGGGAAAAUUCUACUUUACAAAACGAAAUUGACGAGUUGAGGAAACAACUGAACGACUGUAAAACAGAGAUCGAAAACUUGAUGGCGCAGAAAAAUCAAUUGGAAACUGAAAAUAAUAAGUUAAAAGAAGAGUUGAACGCCUGCAAACAAGAAAAUGAGGCGAUAAAAGCUGAAAGUGAAAAAUUACGAGAACAGGUACAAUCGUUGAAUGACGAUUUAAGUAAACUAAGGGGUCAGCUUGAUAUUGCAGAACAAAAACUUCAGGAACUCGAGCCUUUGGGAGAUCAUUUGCAAAAAGAAAAUGAUAAAUUGCAGAAUGAGAUUGACGAGCUGAGAAAACAACUGAACGAUUGUAGAACAGAAAAUGAAAAUUUGAAGGCGCAGAAAAAUCAAUUAGAAGCUGAAAAUAAUAAGUUGAGAGAAGAGUUGAACGCUUGCAAACAAGAAAAUGAGGCGAUGAAGGCUGAAGGUGAAAAAUUACGAGGACAGGUACAAUCGUUGAAUGAUGAUUUGAAUAAGCUAAGGAAUCAGCUGGAUAUUGCAGAACGUAAAAUUGAGGAACUCGAACCUUUAGGAGAUCGUUUGCAAAAAGAAAAUGACAAAUUGCAAAAUGAGAUUGACGAGUUGAGGAAACAACUGAACGAUUGUAGAACAGAGAACGAAAACUUGAAGGCGCAGAAAAAUCAAUUGGAAGCUGAAAAUAAUAAGUUGAGAGAAGAGUUGAACGCUUGCAAACAGGAAAAUGAGGCGAUGAAGGCUGAAGGUGAAAAAUUACGAGAACAGGUACAAUCGUUGAAUGACGAAGUGAGUAAGCUAAGGAAUCAGCUGGAUAUUGCAGAACGUAAAAUUCAGGAACUCGAGCCUUUGGUCGAUCGUUUGCAAAAAGAAAAUGAUAAAUUGCAAAAUGAUCUGAAAGCGUUAGAGGAUGAUGCAAGAAACUUAAGAUUAAGGCUAGAUGGCGGAAUGAGUGACAAUGAAAGAAUGCGAAACGACAUGGCGAUGUUAGAAAGUCAAGUAGGAGAUUUGAAUGAGAAAUUAAAGGCAGCUAAAGCAGAAAAUGACGCUUUGCAGCAAGAGAAUCAAACGCUACGCGCAAAGCUAUUAGAUAUGGAUAACGAAUUGUCUCAAGCGAAACAAGAAUGCGCGGAUUUGAAGGCGGAAAUUGCCGAUUUAAAUAAUUUAAUUUCCGAAUUACGGGCAAAAAUUGCUAAAUUGGAAGAGGAUGUAGAACAUUGGAAACUGGAGAAUUGUAAGCUGCAGAUUGAAAUAGAUAAAUUAAAAGCGGAUUUGGAGAAAGCAUUAAAGGAUUUAUCCGAAUGCCAGGCGCUGAAAAAGGCACAAGAAGCUGAGUUGAACCGGUUACAGAACGAAAAAGCUGAGUUGAAUAAACAAAUCGCCGGUCUAACAGCGCAGAUAGAAGAACAAAAGAAAGCUGCCGAAUUAGAAAAAUCCGCCAAGGGUGAAAGCGAGGCAAAACUGAAAGCUUUGCAGGAUGAGCUGAAUGCAUUGAAGAAAGAGUUAGAGAAACUUCGAAUGGAGAAUAACGAUUACAAAAACGAAAUGGAUAAUAUGAAAAGACAGCUUUCUGCUCUAAACAGCCAGUUAGAUUCGUGCAAAGAAGAGAUCGCUGCGUUGAGAGCUACAAAUGAUUCAUUGAAGACUGAAUUAAACGCAUUGAGUGGUCUAAAAGACGAGUACGAUAAACUAAAAGCUAAAGUGAACAGUUUGGAAAAUGAAAUCGCGGGUCUUCAAGAAAACGCAAGGAAUUUGGAACAGGAACGCAAUAAACUUAGAGGAGAAGGUGACGGACAGAGAAUUGAAAUUGAUAAACUGAAAUCGGCAUUGGAUGCCGAAAAAGCAGCCGCAGGGAAACUGAGGUCAGAUUUGGAGAGUUGUCAAACCGAAAACGACAGGUUACGGGCACAAUUAAAAGAUUUAGAAAAAUGUAAAAGCGAGAUUGAUCGGUUGAAUGCCGAAAUUGAUCAACUGAAUAAGGCACUAGCGGCUGCUGAAGCUAAAGCGAAGUCGUUGGAAGAUCAACUCUCGAACCUCCAAGAUGAAAAGCAACAGUUGAUUAAUGAACUCAACAAUCUUCGCGGAGAUCUGAGCAAUCUUAGAAAUGAACUAGAGAAACAGACAGCCGCAAAGGACAAAGCGUUAAAGGAGUUGGCUGACGCUAAGGAGGAGCUGAAUGCUCUAAAGGCGACGUUGAAUAAAAUGCGCAAUGAAAAUGAAACGUUAUUGAACGAAAAUGAAAAGUUGAAGUCGAAAGUGACAGAAUUAAAUGGACAAUUGGAAGCGUCAAGAAAUGAAAACGAAAAGUUAAAGAAAGAAAAUGAGAACUUAAAGAACGAGGUUGCAAAAUUGACUUCGGAAUUAGCUACGAUGACAAAUAAAUUAAAAGAAGCGGAGGAUCGGUUAAAUGCACUGAAGAAUGAGAACGAUACUCUGAAAAAUACGAUAGAUAAAUUAGAGAAAGCAAUAAAAGAGCUCGAAGCAGUAAAAAUGCAAUUAGAGCAGGCUUUGAACGAGUUGAAGCCGAAAUUGGCAGAAUUGAAUGAACAGUUGGAAGCGUUAAGAAACGAGAACGAAAAGUUAAAGAAAGAAAAUGAGGUUUUAAAGAACGAGAAAACAAAAUUGACUUUGGAAUUAGAUGCGAUGACAAAUAAAUUAAAAGAAGCGGAGGAUCGGUUGAACGCGCUAAAGAAUGAGAACGAUACUCUGAAGAAUACGAUAGCUCAACAACAGAAAGCAAUAAAAGAGCUGGAAGCAGCAAAAAUACAAUUAGAGCAGGCUAUGAAGGAGUUGAAGUCGGAAAAUGAAGGGCUGAAAGACAAGCUAGAAGACGCACAAAACAAGGCAAAUAAAUUGAAAAAUGAUUUGGACAAGCUAAAAAGAGACAACGCGAAAUUGCAAGAUGAAUUAGGUAAAUUAAAAGAGGAAAAGGAAAAGGCUGAUGCAGCGGCGAAAGGUGAUGCAGACAGAAUAAAAAAAGAAAAUGAGAAAUUGAGAGCUGAGAACGCGAAAUUGAUGGACGAGUUGAACACUUGUAGAGCAGAAAACGAAGAGUUACGUAAACAAUUGGAAAAGUUACAGGAAGAAAUUGAUAAAUUGAAAAAAGCUGCAGUAAAACAUGUGGAGCCGAAAGAAACGGAAGUGGACAAAGAUAUUAUUGAUGAAUGCGGCGACUUCAUUAAGGCGAACGAUUUGUUGAAACAAAAAUUUGAAAGGCAGAACGAAGGUGUACAACGGGUUCGUGAUUACAUUAAGUAUUUAGAAGGCAAAGUUGAAGAAGAACCGAAAAUAGGAGACCAAUUAGACGAACUAGAAAUUGAUCCGCAAAUGAGGGAAGACGUCGCAGAUUUAUUGAAGAGGUCGCAGUCGUUAUCAGAAAAUAUUCAUCAAACCGAAGAAGAAAUACGAAAUAUCGCUGAUGUAUUAAAACAACUAAAGGUAUGUGCGUUUGAUCCUGAUUCUUGGCUGAAUUCGUUAACAUUGACGCAGUUAGCAGAUCUUCAUGACAAGAUUUGCCUGUUGACGUCGGAUAUGGUGCAGCAGGAUUACGGAGCGGUUAUAUGCGAUCGAGCUGCUCCUGGUGAUGCGGCAAAUCCACUAACAGCAAAUUACAACACUCUGAACCAGCGAAUAGCUGCUUUACAGAAGCAGAUCGCAGAUAAGCAAAUAGAGGCAGGUUGGAAACUACAAGAGCUAAAACGAGCUCUUCGGCAGGAACAAGCUAACUUGCUCCAAAUCUCCGAUCAAAUGAACCUCGAGAGAAAACGAAACUUAGCCCUUCAAUUUAACAUGGACGAACCAUUGUAAUUCACCUUCUUCCAAUCUGAUUCGUCAUCCAUCUCUGAAGACUUUUCAUAAAUACGAUGAAUAUAUUGCACUACCUCACGCAAA